Molecule: messenger RNA, 1737 nt
Organism: Hermetia illucens (black soldier fly)
Lineage: Eukaryota; Metazoa; Arthropoda; Insecta; Diptera; Stratiomyidae
Exons: 1
Coding region: 1-1737 (578 amino acids)
Source: RefSeq, a predicted model, not a curated record
AUGAAAGUAUCUAGAAUCAUCGUCCAAGCUCUUUUAAUAACUUCUUUGGGAGAAAUCGGAGUUUUUGCUUUGGAUCUCAAAGAAAUAGUUGAAGAAUUAACCAAAAUUAACGAUUUCCAAACUAUUGCAUAUUUCAGCAAUGAUUCUAAAGGAGCUGAGUUCGUGGAAUCAGUGCUUGGGAGGGGAUCCCCUGUGGAGAGCAUCCCCAAGCUUCUAUGGAAUCAAGGUGUCAAAACUAAAACCAUGUUCAACAGCAAUAUCCUGAAUAUUGUCUUCGUUUCCCAAUCGAACAGAGAAAACAUCCUUGAAGUGGUUAAGACUGCGUUGAAGGAUAACUUGCUCGCGAAAAUAAUUUUCUACUUUCUCCCGGAGGCGUCCCAUAAUGUCAACUUGAGAAACUUCAGUGAACGGUUGUGGGAAGAACGAAUCCUGUAUAGUUUGAUGGUUGUAGAUAACAGGGUGUUCACGUAUAACCCAUAUCCUGAAAUGAGCCUGAUGGAGGUCACAUCAACAGAGUCGCUUGAAUUAGUCUUCACCGAAAAACUAACUAAUUUUCAUGGAGCUGCGGUUAACGUCGCCCGUUCACUUGAUAUAUCCAAAGAAGUAGAAUAUGUUGAUCGGAAUGGAGACGUUCAAUUUGGAGGUUACUUUAUGAAAACCAUCCUUGCAUAUAUUAAGAGGCACAAUGGAACCUUCGUUGAACAAAAAGUGAAAAAGGAUCUGAGUGAUACCGAGGAGAUGUUCGAAAAGAAGAAAAUCGAUUUUCUUUCAAUGACGAUAAUGAUGGAUAGAGAAGGACUGAAACCGUCAUAUCCCUUAUAUAGCAUCGCACCAUGUAUCCUGAUCCCGUAUCAAAAGGAACUUCCCAGAGUAUUUUAUUUAAUGCUACCCUUUCAGGUGUCUGGUUGGAUUUUAUUUGGUGCUGGAGCUUUACUACUUUUCUUAGUAAUUGCAGUCACUGAACUCCUUCGCAAAGGAAAAUCUACCUCGAUUUACCAGGAAGCGGCUUUCCGAGUCUGGCGGAUAGUCACCCAACAAAUACAUUUCCCAGCAGAAGUGGAGACGAAUCACUGGACGAUGAUCAUAAUUAUUUUGGCCACUCUUCACUUUAUGUUACUUUUGAGCCUUUAUCAAAAUGGAUUGAGUAGUUUUUACACUAAAUCGAUUCCAGCUAAGCAAAUUGACACCUCCGAGGACCUAACAAGGACUUCAUAUAAAAUCUUGACACCAGCUCUUCAAUUGGGUUUUUUCCGAGACUUUGAAGUUUUUCCUAAAACCGUUCUGGACCGUUUGGUGGUAGAUGAUUCUUUGGUAAAAGCAAAUCUGAAACAAAUGGAUCCCAAAUUCGGAUAUGUGCCACCCUCUGAAUUUAAGGAUAUUCUAAAAGAACUGGAACGACGUCCUUCAACCAAGCUUUUCCAUUUAACGAAAAUGUGUACACCUCGGUUGCUACUUUGUGUUCUACUUCAAUAUGAAUCCCCGUUCAAGGAUACAUUCGAUGAAGUCGUCUUUCGUCUUAUUGACUCUAGAUUGAUGCUGAAGUGGGAACGGGACACUUUGUACGAAUUGAAGCAAGUAGGCUUCCUGAGAAUGCAGUUAGUGAGCGAGAACCUCCUGAGACCGUUGAAAUUUGACGAAUUGUAUUUUAUAUGGGUGGUCUACUUAGUUGGUAUUGUAUUGAGUGCUAUUGUGUUCUGUGUGGAAGAAAUACGAGGGGUUGAAUUCGGUGCUAAUUGA